Molecule: messenger RNA, 892 nt
Organism: Drosophila serrata
Lineage: Eukaryota; Metazoa; Arthropoda; Insecta; Diptera; Drosophilidae
Source: RefSeq, a predicted model, not a curated record
GAAAACACAAGCUGGAAGAGGUGAAUCCAUACGAAUAGCUUUACAAAACUUGUAAAGGGAGCUGGUGCUUUUUCUUGACUUGACCACGGCAAGCUUUGGGAUUACGUUGUCAUUUUGUAUUAGGCGACACAUUUAAACAAUAUUGCAAAUUUUCGUUUGUUUUUUUUUUUUCUCUUGUGGCGGCAUGGAAUUUACAAGUACAAAAUCGCUGACGGACGACAUGGCUUUCACUCCAUAUGGCACGGCGGUGCUCAUUGGCAACUGGGCAGAGCGCCGUUUUGCAGUCGAGGAGCAAAGCAACGCCAUUCUGCCAGGGAUUCGGGUGGAAGGCUGUGAAAGCCAUCUGUCACUCAGCCAGGAUACCUACACGGAUGCGCCCUUCGUUUGCGUCGAUACCGUGCCCUUUUUCCUUGAGCAGCGCAAGUUGGCCUACCAGAACUACUUAAGAAACGGGCGGUCAGGCCUGAAGCUAGUGGACCAUGAGUCACUAAAACGGAACUUUACCACGACCCACACCCUGGACUUCGAGGAGUUACCGCGACAGAGUCUUUUGCUCGCGAAGGGGGAGGACGGCAAGUGUGGUCCUCCAAAGCAAGCGGCGGAGGUCGACAGGCUGAGUGCCUUCGGGAAUCUUACGAAAACCCACAAUUAUCUCUGGCGCUUCAAGUGCGAGAAGCUCCUGGAUGAGCUCAAGAACAUGCAGACUACCUAUUCCGCCUCCUUCAGCCGUGCAUGGGAGAGCAAGCCAAUCUACGAGUAUGGGACAGACUACGAUGGCGUCGUUAAGUUCGACUUGACGUGCUAGAAUCCGGCCCGGUAACAAAUCCUUCGGUGCGGGUGUUGUUGCCCGAUUUAAAGACUACAGAAUAAACGUCUAUAUUACAAGAUUCAA